AGGAAGGUCCGUCGACAAUUCUUCUUAUGACCAGAAUGAGUCGCCGACGGAACGAUUGCGGAAGCGGAAGAUGAAGCACAAGAUUGACUGUGAUUGCUGAUUGCUGAUUGCUGAAGAGGGGAGAUGAUAUAUCAGUAGCGCGUGUAUCCUCUUGCUGGAAGCUCAUAACUACUAAUCUGACAAUGUCCUAUCGAAUCCUCGUUGGCUCAUACACCAAUGAAAUAUACACGUUGACAUUCGAUCCCACUUCACCAUCGCUGACGCUCGUCUCGACUCUCACUGUCGGCCACCAUCCAUCAUGGAUCACUCCCCACCCUACGGACGGAUCCCUCGUAUUCGCAGGACUAGAGCAACCAGAUGGUAAAGUCGUCGUAGUCAAGUAUGAGGCAGAUGGACAAGGGACGCUUAUUGGUGAGGUUCCAAGCGGAGGGGCAGACCCAUGCACGCUGCUCGCAGUCGGGACUGAACUGCUCAUCGGAAAUUACUCUAGUGGCACAUUCACGACCAUACCUCUUAUCCCCGAGCCGCCGCAUCUGCAGGCGUCGAAGAGCAAGACUGUCACGUUCAUAGGCUCCGGUCCGAACAAAGAACGGCAGCAGACAUCGCAUCCGCAUCAGGUCGUAUUUCAUGCGUCCCAUGCGGAGUUGCUCAUCCCCGACCUAGGCGCAGACCUCACGCGACGGUUCACCAAGAACUCCGACGGCGGGUGGAAUCCCUCUGGUAACGUGAGCUUCAAAGCUGGAAGCGGGCCCCGGCACGUCGCCCUCUACAAUGGCGUCAUGUACACCGUGCUGGAGCUGACCAACGAGGUCACUGCACACAUCUUCCCUCCCGUCCCCGCAGAGCCCACACUGGUCGCAUGUCUGUCGACGAUGCGCAAUGUCGAGCCGAACAUGUUCGCAGCAGAGAUUCUCGUCUUGCACCCUACCGAGAAAUUCUCCACACCGUAUCUGUACGUGUCUAACCGCGACGACUCAUCGCCCAAGAACGACGUCAUCUCCGUCUUCUCGCUUGCGAACCCGCAGAAACCCGAGCGUGUGGCGGAGGUUCGCUCGGGGCUGCGCCAUCUGCGAGGUAUGGCGUUCGGCGGCCCCGACGAUCGAUGGCUCAUUGCUGGUGGUGUGCAUGGAGGCGGAGUGAAGGUCCUCGAGAGGGUCGAUGGAGGCAAGGGACUCAAGGAGAUUGCAUCCGUGGAGCUGGAAGCUCCGACCUCUUUCCUGUGGAUGUGAAUGUAUUUUGAUGAAAACACGGCACCCGUUUAUAUUCGGACGAAGAUGCUCGUGCCUCUCGGGUACAUGCCGCGUCCGCUAGCGUCCCAGGAUGCAUUGGAAGCAGGUCAUCUGACAGGAGGUACGUUCGCAGGUCGAUGUUAGCGUGUGAUAGGCAUGGAUGAGGGCGCGAGGAAACCUGGAACGUGAAGAAUGUUCAGCGCAAGUCUAUCGGGAACUUUACAGACUAUCUUUAGCAUCUCACAGGUGAGGUCACAAUGCAUAGCAUGUCAUCAUGAAGCAGAUGACAUCCGAUUAUAUCGCAAGGCACCACAUCUUGUGGAGGACGU
This is a messenger RNA of Laetiporus sulphureus 93-53, 1558 nucleotides long. RefSeq names its product 3-carboxy-cis,cis-mucoante lactonizing enzyme. The record is from RefSeq and is a predicted model, not a curated record. The transcript is spliced from 3 exons. Lineage: Eukaryota; Fungi; Basidiomycota; Agaricomycetes; Polyporales; Laetiporaceae. Gene Ontology annotation, molecular function: protein binding; 6-phosphogluconolactonase activity. Bases 183 to 1229 code for a protein of 348 amino acids.